Amphiprion ocellaris (clown anemonefish) is the source of this 1913-nucleotide messenger RNA. RefSeq names its product elaC ribonuclease Z 1 (gene elac1). The transcript has 5 exons. NCBI's taxonomy places the organism in Eukaryota, Metazoa, Chordata, Actinopteri, Pomacentridae. Gene Ontology annotation, cellular component: nucleus. Gene Ontology annotation, molecular function: 3'-tRNA processing endoribonuclease activity. The coding region runs from base 87 to 1199 and encodes 370 amino acids. The record is from RefSeq and is a predicted model, not a curated record.
UUGUUUACAGGAAGUAUGACACGUUUGUUGCAUGCUGAUGACUGGUUGUAGAAGGCUUUUGCAGGUUUUUCUGUAACUCUGGGAGGAUGGCCAUGGAUAUGACUUUCCUGGGGACCGGGUCGGCUUACCCGUCUCCUCACCGCGGGGCCUCUGCUCUGGUUCUGCGGACGGACGGAGACUGUUGGCUGUUCGACUGCGGAGAAGGAACUCAGACCCAACUGAUGAAGAGCCAACUGAGAGCAGGUCGAAUCACCAAGGUUUUCAUCUCCCAUUUGCAUGGAGAUCACUUGUUCGGUUUGCCUGGUCUCCUUUGCACUGUGAGUCUCAACACCAACUCGGACCCUCAGCAGAACCUGAACUGUGUGGACAUCUAUGGGCCCCGGGGCCUCCGGCACUUUGUCAGGGUGACACUUGGCCUCACAGGAUCACAGCUGCUCUUCCCUUAUGCAGUGCAUGAGCUGGAGCCCACAUCUGACCAGAGUCCAGAGGAAGGACAGCUCAGCCAGGAGAUGACAGCAGAGAGUGGUCUGCCCCAUCCACAGGAGCAGCCAGGCAAGACAAUCACCCUGGAUGUCUCCAGUGACUCUUAUCUCCUCUUUGAAGACAAGAAGUUUGUGGUGAAAGCCUUCAGGUUGUUUCACCGCAUCCCCUCCUUUGGCUUUUGCAUUCAGGAGCGUGAUCGACCCGGAAGACUGAAAACUGAAGUACUAAAGGCACUAGGCCUGAAACCAGGACCUCUCUAUGGGCGUCUCAAAGCCGGAGAGUCGGUUACCUUACAGAGCGGCCGCGUGGUGCUGCCCAGUGAGGUACUGGAAGAAGCUAUACCAGGGCGGAAAGUGUGCAUUUUAGGGGACUGCAGCUCAGUCCUUGGGGAAGGACCGCUGAGGCUGUGCAGCGGAGCGGACGUUCUGGUUCACGAGGCCACCCUUGGGAACGAGCACCGAGAGAAAGCAGUGGACCACGGACACAGUACGCCUGAGAUGGCAGCGGCGGUGGCUCAGGCUUGCUGUGCGCGGAGACUCGUCCUGCAUCACUUCAGUCAGCGGUACAAACCGAGCUCCCUGCAGAAGGAGGGAGAUGAGGACAAUGUUUCAGAGCUCCAGAGACAAGCCGAGGAAGCAUUGCAGGACUCUGGUGUGGAAGUGAUUCUGGCUGAGGACUUUCUGAGUCUACCCAUCCCUCUCACAAGACCAAGGUAAUAGACAGCCAGUCUAGUUUUUAUAAUGCUAGUGGUGGAUUUGUUUGAAAGCAGAGCCCUAAACUGUGUGUUUUCUACGUCCUCUUGUGGUGUAAAUUGAACAAAGUACAAAUUUAGCAUUAAUGUUUUCGUCAUCCUGCGGUUUAAAUAUUACAGAUAAUAUUAAGUUUCACUCUCCACUUUUUACCAGUUUCAGUUAUUCAUUAUCCAAUUUAUCAUUUUUAUCGUAAACCCUAAAUUAGUCAAAUAAAACAAAGGAACUUUCAAAGGUCACUCAUUCUGGAGCUUUUGACCAAAUCACACAUGAAGUGUAUCUGCAGAUGGUUCAGUUAUAGUACUACAGAUGUGUAGAUUUUCCAUCAUUUGAAGCACUUUUAAGUGCUUCUGAUGAAUGUUGGCUUCAAAUCUGAGCCUGUGCAGAGUUCUCUACAAAAACAAAAGUAGACAACAUGACAACUGUAUAAAGAUCUGCUGAUUAAGACCAGGUGAUUCAGUUGAAAGCCCCAGAACAAACAAGCAUGUGGCCUAGUUGAGAUUAGUUGCAGGUUUCCUCAAGCCAAGAACGAUUUUUACAUCAUGUUGCUAAAUUUUCCUCCUGUAUAUUUAUGGGAAGUGCAGCAAGUAAAAUUGUAUCAAUUAUGACAUCAUUCAUUUAAGCCUUAAGAGUUUUUUUUUUUUUUUUUGCAAAUUUGUAAAAAUAAAGACUGUAACUCAA